Molecule: messenger RNA, 3156 nt
Organism: Cordyceps fumosorosea ARSEF 2679
Lineage: Eukaryota; Fungi; Ascomycota; Sordariomycetes; Hypocreales; Cordycipitaceae
Product: cytoskeleton assembly control protein Sla2
Exons: 5
Coding region: 1-3156 (1051 amino acids)
Biological process (GO): clathrin coat assembly; endocytosis; actin filament organization
Cellular component (GO): actin cortical patch; clathrin-coated vesicle
Molecular function (GO): phosphatidylinositol-3,4-bisphosphate binding; actin filament binding; phosphatidylinositol-3,5-bisphosphate binding
Source: RefSeq, a predicted model, not a curated record
AUGGCGUCUCUUCGCACCGCCGAACACACAAAGACCGACCAGGAGCUUGCCAUCUCCAUCAAGAAAGCCACCAAUGCCGACGAGAUCUCUCCCAAGCGCAAGCACGUCCGAGCUUGCAUUGUUUACACAUGGGAUCACAGGUCUUCCUUGGCCUUUUGGUCCGGCAUCAAGGUCCAACCAAUCAUGGCUGACGAGGUUCAGACCUUCAAGGCCCUCAUCACCAUUCACAAGGUUCUCCAGGAGGGUCACCCCAGUGCCCUCAAGGAGGCAAUGGCUAACAGAGGCUGGAUCGACGGCCUGAACCGCGGCAUGGCCGGCGAGGGCGUCCGUGGAUACGGUCCUCUCAUUCGGGAAUAUGUCUACUUCCUACUCGCCAAGCUAUCCUUCCACCAGGCCCAUCCCGAAUUCAACGGAACUUUCGAGUACGAAGAGUACAUCAGCCUCAAGGCCAUCAAUGACCCCAACGAGGGUUACGAGACCAUCACAGACCUCAUGGUCCUACAGGAUAAGAUUGAGCAGUUUCAGAAGCUCGUCUUCUCCCACUUUCGCAACGUCGGCAACAAUGAAUGCCGAAUCGCAGCCCUGGUGCCCCUCGUCCAUGAGAGCUAUGGCAUUUACAAGUUCAUUACGAGCAUGCUUCGCGCCCUUCACACCAUUACCGGCGACGACGACGCCCUUCAGCCCCUCCGCGAACGAUAUGAUGCCCAGCACUACAGACUCGUCAAGUUUUACUACGAAUGCUCCAACCUGCGCUAUCUCACCAGCUUAAUCAACAUCCCCAAACUUCCCCACGACCCCCCCAACCUGCUUGCCGAAGACGAGAAUGCCCCCGCCCUUCCUGCGCGCCCCAAGCAGGAGAUUGAGCGCCAGCCCACCCCGGUACCCGAGCCAAAAUCAGAAGAACCUGACGAGAUUUCCGACUUUUGGAAGAGUGAGUUGGAGCGACAGAAUAGAGAAUACGAAGAGCAGCAGCGUGUUCUGGAGCAACGACAGCAGGCCCAGCUCCAGGCCCAACAACAAGCUCAGCUACAAGCCCAACGAGACUUUGACGAGCAGCAGAGGCGUUUGGCCGAACAGCAGCAGCGGGAGCAAGAGGCCCUUCUGGCCCAGCAGGCACAGUGGCAGACCCAGGGUAGGUUGGCGGAGCUUGAGCGCGAGAAUCUCAACGCGCGCUCGCGCUUCGAGCAGGACCAGCUCAUGCUACAAAAGUACGAUCAGCGUGUCAAGGCUCUCGAGGGCGAACUAGCCCAGCUGCAAAACAACUACGGCCAGCAAAUCACCAGCAAGGAUGAGCAGAUCCGAGCUCUGCAGGAGCAGGUCAACACCUGGAGGACAAAGUACGAGGCUCUGGCCAAGCUGUACUCGCAGCUGCGCACUGAGCACCUUGACCUUCUGCAAAAGUUCAAGGCCGUCCAGCUCAAGGCUGCCAGUGCUCAAGAAGCCAUCGACCGACGCGAGAAGCUAGAACGUGAAAUUAAGACCAAAAAUCUUGAGCUUGCCGACAUGAUUCGCGAGCGCGACCGCGCCAUGCACGACAAAGAUCGCCUCUCUGGAAGCAACAAGGACGAGCUAGAGAAGCUCAAACGCGAGCUGCGCAUGGCCAACGAUCGUGCCGAUAACCUUGAGCGCAGCAAAGGCAACGAGCUGUCUACCAUGCUUGCCAAGUACAACCGCGAAAUGAGCGAUCUCGAGGAGGCUCUCCGCACCAAGUCGCGUGCCCUCGAAGAUGCUCACUCCAAGCUUCGUGACGGCAGCUCCGACCUGGAACAGCUCCUGCGCGACAAGGAAGAGGAGUUGGAGGUGUAUAAGGCCGGCAUGGACCAGACUCUCAUCGAGCUCAAUGAUCUCAAACAGAACCAGGGAAGCAACGACGAACUCCUGGAUGGCCAGCUCGAUGCCAUUAUCAUGGCCAACCUAGACAAGAUCAAUGAUAUCAUCGACUCUGUCCUCCAGGCCGCCAUUGGCCGCGUCGACGACGCCCUGUACGAACUGGACUCCACCAUGCAGGCCGGUAACCAAAACGCGUCGCCCGCCUACGUCCUAUCGCAAAUUGAAAAGGCCGCUGCUAGUGCCAUGGAGUUUGCAACAUCUUUCAACAACUUCAUUGCCGACGGCCCAAACAGCACUCAUGCUGAGCUGAUCAAGUCUGUUAAUGUGUUUUCGGGGGCUAUGGCCGAUGUGUGCAGCAACACCAAGGGUCUGACGAGACUGGCAACGGAUGAUAAGAAGACCGACUCUUUGAUGAACGGUGCCCGACAGUCGGCCAUGGCGUCUGUCCAGUUCUUCCGCAGCCUGCAGAGCUUUCGUCUGGAGGGCAUGGACCAAGUGCAAAAGACGGAUGUAGUCAUCAACAGCAGCACGGAUGUACAGAUGAACCUUCAGAAGCUGAAUAAGUUGGUCGAGGGCUUUGCUCCCGGCUUUGGUAAAUUUGCCCAGAACAAGGGGGAUCUGGGGGAUCUCGUCGACUCGGAGCUGAGCAAGGCUGCGGACGCUAUUGCGGCUGCCGCAGCUCGCCUGGCCAAGCUCAAGAAUAAGCCUCGUGAUGGCUACUCUACAUAUGAACUCAAGGUCAGCGACACCAUCUUAGAUGCAGCUACGGCCAUUACAAAUGCCAUCGCCGAACUCAUCAGAGCGGCAACCGUUACGCAGCAGGAAAUUGUGCAGGCGGGCAAGGGCUCAUCGUCACGCACGGCAUUCUACAAGAAGAACAACAGAUGGACCGAGGGUCUCAUCUCAGCAGCCAAGGCAGUGGCUUCAUCUACGAACACGCUGAUUGAAACGGCGGAUGGCGUGCUGUCAAAACGCAACAGUCCCGAGCAGCUGAUUGUGGCCUCGAACGAUGUGGCUGCCUCUACUGCGCAGCUGGUGGCGGCCAGCCGUGUCAAGGCCGGGUUCAUGUCCAAGAAUCAGGACAAGCUGGAACAGGCUAGCAAGGCGGUAGGCGCCGCAUGCCGGGCUCUCGUGCGGCAGGUGCAGAGCAUGAUCAAGGAGCGCUCGCAGGACGAGGACCAGGUUGACUACACCAAGCUGGGGCACCACGAGUUCAAAGUACGGGAGAUGGAGCAACAGGUCGAAAUUCUUCAGCUGGAGAAUGCUCUUGCCGCGGCCAGACACAGAUUGGGUGAAAUGCGCAAGAUUUCAUACCAAGAGGACUAG